AUGUCUGCCGCCACAGUAUUCGACUCAACUCUCUUUGGCAACAUCUUCGGCACUGAGGAAGCCCGCCAAGCCUUCUCCGAGCGCUCUUAUGUUGCCAAUUUGAUCAAGGCGGAAUGCGCACUUGCCGAGGCCGAGGAGGGCGAGGGCAUUGUUCCCAAAGGUACGGCUGCUGUGCUGAAUGAGCAUUGCGACGUGUCCAAAAUCGAUUGGCAACUUUUGGCAGCUCGCACUGAGAUUGUUGGAUAUCCGGUUCUUGCCUUGGUUGAGCAGAUGUCGAAAUGGGUUCCUGAAGAGACUUCUGGUUACAUCCAUUGGGGCGCGACUACUCAAGACAUCAUGGAUCUCGCCUCCGUUCUUCAAAUGAAGAAUGGCCUGGAAAUUGUUGAGCGCCUCCUCCGCAAGGUCACUUCUACCCUUGAGAAGAUGUCGGCCGCCUACAGAGAUGUGCCAAUGGCUGGUAGGACACACUUGCAACAUGCCCUCCCUAUCACGUUCGGCUACAAAUGUGCUGUAUGGCUGGCGGGCUUUCGCCGACACGUCAAGCGCAUUGAACAGAUCAAAGAAAGCUGUUUGCUUGUGCAGUUCGGCGGUGCUGCCGGCACCCUAGCCUCCUUGGGGACUUCGGACAGCGGAAUCCGUGUGCGCAAGCGUCUGGCCACAAUCCUUGGCCUUCAAGAUCCCGUCAUCACCUGGCAUGUGGCACGCGAUACUGUUGCAGAAAUAAUCAAUUACCUUGCACUAGUUGGAGGUAGUUUGGGAAAGAUUGCUUUGGACUUGAUUGUCAUGUCGUCCAACGAGUUGAACGAGGUUGCUGAACCGUAUGUUCCUCACCGCGGUGCCUCCUCUACUAUGCCUCAAAAGCGAAAUCCUAUUUCUAGCGAGGUUAUCCUUGCUCAAUCCAAGAUCCUUCGCGCCCAAGCCGGUCUGGUUCUAGAUGGAAUGGUCUCCGACUUUGAGAGAGCUUCUGGUCCCUGGCAUCUGGAAUGGGCUGCAAUUCCGACAGCCUUUAUCUCGAUUGUGGGAUCUCUUUACCAAGCCGAGUUUGCUCUGUCUGGCUUGCAGGUCAACAAGGAUGCCAUGCUGGCUAAUCUCAAGUCCACGCGAGGUCUUAUUGUGGCCGAGGCCGUGAUGAUGGACCUGGCUAAGUACACCGGCCGACAGGAGGCGCACGAGAUUGUUUACAAGGCAUGUGUGGAGGCGCACGAGAACGACGUCUCAUUGCAAGAUGCGCUAGAGAAGUCAUCGCAAGUCACAGUACAUCUAGACUCAGCCCAGCUUUCCAAGCUUUGCGACCCUACCAAGUACAUGGGGUGCUGCCAGCUCAUGGUUGACGAGUUGCUUGAACAGACAACUGCUAGGGCCAACGGGGAUAAAAGCCUUGUGAACGGGAACGGCAUCAAAAACCAUACACACUAA
This is a messenger RNA of Colletotrichum karsti, 1416 nucleotides long. RefSeq lists its product as uncharacterized. The record is from RefSeq and is a predicted model, not a curated record. Lineage: Eukaryota; Fungi; Ascomycota; Sordariomycetes; Glomerellales; Glomerellaceae. Gene Ontology annotation, molecular function: catalytic activity. Bases 1 to 1416 code for a protein of 471 amino acids. The transcript is spliced from 3 exons.